AAGAAAAUUGAUGAAAAGAAAUUUGUAGAUUGCUUACGAAGAGGUGGUGGUUUUUCGUCACUAACAAAUUUGCGAGGUUUGCCAAGAUAAUCGCACUGUGUUUCAAGGGCAGAGGUUAAGGAAGGAGAUUUUCAUAAAUAUUUAAUCAUACUGGAAAUUUAAUCUAAAAAUAAAGCAUCUGAGGUGGCUUGAAUUAGCCCUCAGACAAGUUAAGUUGAAAGUGAAAUAAAUAAUAACAUAUAUAAAAAGUUGGUUGAGAUCAUCAUAUCGUAUCAAGAUGACUGCUCCUGAAGUACCUCGCACGGAAUUGCAAGAAUUACAACUCAAAUCUGCUCAAGUGGCAGAUGAGUCACUUGAGAGCACCCGUCGAAUGCUUAAUCUGAUGGAAGAAAGCAAAGAAGCUGGAAUCCGGACCUUAGUGGCUUUGGAUGACCAAGGGGAACAAUUGGAUCGCAUUGAAGAAGGAAUGGAUCGCAUUAACGCAGACAUGAGGGAAGCUGAAAAAAAUUUAAGCGGAAUGGAAAAAUGCUGUGGGCUAUGUGUUGUACCAUGGAAAAAAGUUGCGAUCAAAGACGAUAGCGACAGUGCUUGGAAAGCAAACGACGAUGGCAAAAUCGUUAAUAGCCAACCGCAAAGAGUCGUAGACGAACGUGAUCGAAUGGGAGGGGCACCACCCCAAAGUGGAUAUAUACCACGUAUUACUAACGAUGCUCGAGAAGAUGAAAUGGAUGAAAACUUAGGGCAGGUAAACUCUAUGUUAGGAAAUUUGCGUAAUAUGGCUCUAGAUAUGGGAUCGGAAUUGGAAAACCAAAACAAGCAAGUUGAUCGUAUAAACGCUAAGGGUGAUGCAAACAACGUACGAAUGGAUGGAGUAAACAAACGUGCUAACAAUUUGCUCAAAAGUUAAAAAUUUCAAAAGAUUAUCUAAUAGACUAGAGCUAAGUAUAUGUAUAAAGCGCAAAUUGAAAGGCACAAAUACUAAACAUAAACAACAAAAACACGGAUAUUGAUAAAUCUGCUCAGUUCCAGAUGCACGCAACAAAUUGCCCAGUACCGAAAAGACCUACCAUUGCGGUGCAUUUUUACAAUUUACAUGUUACCAGUAACUAUAUACAUAUACGAUAUAUACACUAAAUCGCUGAAAAUACAAAUGACUAAUAUACAAGUGCUGAACUAACUACCCACCAUCUAAGUAACUACUUACAUUAUACACUUAUACAAAACGAUGAAUCAGACAAGAUUGCGGAAAAAUAAAUUCAAUGUCUCAACUAUGUGCAUAUGUAUAUUUAGCACAAGCACCUAUAAUUUAAACUUUUUAUAUUUAGUAAUCGUUUUUGAUGGCGUUCAAAUAACGCGAUUUUAUCUUUUAUAAAAUUAUUAUUUCUAUAACUUUACUCAAUGAAAAUUGUUGAAAUUAUACACGUUGUAGUGGAGCACUUUUUUAGGGCAAUUCGUGCACACCAAUAUGCAUUCAUACACAAACUUACUGCUAGAUUUGCGAGUGACGAAAAACGACUCAACACAGGUGAUUUAAAUACUUGUUUCCGUACUCGAAAGCCUGCUUAUUACUUUAUAUAUGUACUUAUGUACCUACAUUUAAUUCAUAUUAAAAACAACUUGAACUUAGUCUUCAUGUAUUUAUUAUAUUAUUGUAUCCUAGAUAACAAGUUGUCCCCAUAUACAGCAGUGUUCACGAAAAUAGCAGCGCGACGUAUCGAUAAGUUUUGAUAAUUUAAUUUCCAUUGUAUGAUCUUUGCCGCCACGUUUAUCCGAAAAAAAUAUAUUUAUAUAACAGCACCGGAUGACUUCUAUUAAAUCCAUAAAGGAAACACAGAAAAUCUUGGUUUAUCGGUACAAAAGUGGAAAAUCGGGACAUUAAUACGUCCCGACUUUCAAAAAUGAUUCAGAGGUUUACUUCUUUAAAUCGGUACAGUCCCGAUGAAAUCGGUACGAAUGCUAACCGUACAUAUAAAAUAUCCUUUUUUACUGAAGAAAAAGCACAACACCCUCAAAGAAAAAUUUUUCAAAAA
Messenger RNA from Rhagoletis zephyria (snowberry fruit fly), 2030 nucleotides. RefSeq names its product Synaptosomal-associated protein 24kDa (gene Snap24). NCBI's taxonomy places the organism in Eukaryota, Metazoa, Arthropoda, Insecta, Diptera, Tephritidae. Gene Ontology annotation, molecular function: syntaxin binding; SNAP receptor activity. Gene Ontology annotation, cellular component: SNARE complex; plasma membrane. The record is from RefSeq and is a predicted model, not a curated record. Gene Ontology annotation, biological process: synaptic vesicle priming; synaptic vesicle fusion to presynaptic active zone membrane; exocytosis.